Molecule: messenger RNA, 420 nt
Organism: Octopus sinensis (East Asian common octopus)
Lineage: Eukaryota; Metazoa; Mollusca; Cephalopoda; Octopoda; Octopodidae
Product: dynein regulatory complex subunit 4-like
Exons: 1
Coding region: 1-420 (139 amino acids)
Biological process (GO): cell motility
Cellular component (GO): microtubule; motile cilium; Golgi apparatus
Molecular function (GO): small GTPase binding; microtubule binding
Source: RefSeq, a predicted model, not a curated record
AUGAGAGAAGAAUACGACUCAAAAGAAGGAGAUCUAGUCCUUCAAAAAUCCGAACUGAAAACAAAAUUACGAGAAUCCGAACUCUCAUACGAAGACGUUGUAAAAAACUUAAAACUGGUUUUCCUUGUAAAUUUAUUUCAGAGUCGUGACGAGAGAGAAGCGCAGAUGAAAGAACGAUUUGACGGAGAGAUUCGGAAAUUAGAGGAAAAAUAUACAAAAAAGCUAAAAAUCCAAAGAGAAGAAAUGGACUUGCUUAGAAAGAACGAAAUCAACCAAGUCGAGGAGCGAAAAAACACGCAGAUCAACGUUUUAAUGAAAAACCACGAGAAAGCAUUCAGCGACAUAAAAAACUAUUACAACGACAUAACCCUUAACAACCUCGCACUGAUAAAUACUCUCAAGGCAUGUCGAGUUCUCUAA